This is a messenger RNA of Ixodes scapularis (black-legged tick), 2379 nucleotides long. RefSeq lists its product as uncharacterized. The record is from RefSeq and is a predicted model, not a curated record. Gene Ontology annotation, molecular function: zinc ion binding; nucleic acid binding; aspartic-type endopeptidase activity. Bases 1 to 2379 code for a protein of 792 amino acids. The transcript has a single exon. Gene Ontology annotation, biological process: DNA integration; proteolysis. Lineage: Eukaryota; Metazoa; Arthropoda; Arachnida; Ixodida; Ixodidae.
AUGUUGGGUACGCGAGCAAACACCAAGAAAGGCCAGUCGUCUGAAAGCAGUAGUGAAUUGGGGGCAGAAGGGGAGUCCGAUAUGGACAGUAACGCUUUGCAGCUCCGAAAUGAACUAAUGGAGAUGGAGAUAGAGAAGCUAAAACUGGAGCUGGAAGUGGCUAGACUUGCCAGGGCGCAGGACACCACGUCGGGAGCCAGCGCUGCCCGAACGGAGGGGGACGAGGUACUUAGGUACUCGCGGAUUGUAAGGGGCGUAUUGUCCAACAUGCCAGAGUUCGAACCGUUGGUGCCUUCGUGGUUCUCCGGGGUGGAGAGUAUGUUCAAUAGCCUUCACGUGCCGGAAAGCAUCAGGGGCGCAAUGAUCCUCCCCUUCCUCACGGAGAGAAUGAGAUCGGUCGCAAACCGAAUCGCUGCUGACGCGAUGCCGUCGUACGACGACUUAAAAGGAGCGGUGCUUGAGGAGCUUCAGCUUGCUCCAGCGGAGUAUCGGGAGCUGUUUUACAAAGCUAGAAAGGACGAAAAGGAGUCCUGGGGACAGUUUGCAUCUCGUCUGGGCGAUUUUCUUGGUUAUUAUUUGAAAAGUAGCGAGGUGACAUCUAUGGAGAUGCUGAGGCAGCUGCUGAUAGCUGAUCAGCUAAAGCGCACGAUGCACCGAGACACGAGAGCAUAUGUCGACCUGAGCGAAAAAGGAAAAUGGUUACCGCCCGCAGAAGUGGCCAAACUUGCGGUAAACUAUGAACGAACGCAGAAGGAAUCGAGGGCUAAACAGGGGCCACCUUUCCCAAAUCGCGAGGGGAAUAAACCGAGUCUGAAAGAUAAAGGCGUGGCUUCUGGUACAGAGAAAAGAAGCUGCUUCGGAUGUGGAAAGUUGGGGCACAUUUGGGCCAACUGCCCGAAGCCUAAGGAUAAGGUCUCUAAAGGCGGUACCGUUGCUGGUGUAGGGCGCGAUCGCAAGGAACAGCUACGGAGGGUGAUGGCAAACGAUAGGGACAUCGCGACAAACACUUCUAUUGGGUCACGAGUCCAAUUGGUCCCGUUGGUAUUCGAGCAUAACAAAUUCCAGGGGAGGUUGGAUUCGGGGGCGGAUAUCACGGUGAUCAGGCGGAGUGUGAUCCAAAGUGGGAGCCUUGAAACUUCGGGACCCAUUGUUCUCCGCGGAGCCUUCGGUCAGUCAAUAACAGCUGACUUGAUGUACGUGCCGCUGCGGGCCGACUGUGACGAGUACGACACCGGACCACAGGUUAUAACCCUGUGCGCGGUAACAGAGGAGCUGGCUGAGGGAAUUGACGCGCUCAUAACACUCGACGUGUACGAUGAACUCCUCAGGGCGAAAGCCGAGUUUGAAGCUGAAGCCGGUGAUCUGGGCCCCGACCUGCCCGAGAGGCUCGGGGGUGAGCCAGUAGACUUUGAGGAGAACGAAAUUCAGGCCGAGGUGCAGUUCGUGGCGAGUCCGGCUGAUGCAGGAGAGGGUACAAGCGUAACAGAAUUCCGCAGAGAGCAGCUCAACGACGAAUCACUCAGGGAUGCCUGGAAGGAGGCUGAAAACGGGACACACGGCAUGGUUGUGCGCGAGGGGCUCCUGUAUCACAAAGAUGACGUUGAUGGCCGACAUUGUGAGCAGGUUCUGUUGCCGGCGUCCAGGCGCGAAAAGGUGCUCGAGCUCGCGCAUGACUUCCCAUGGGGAGGGCACUUUUCGCAGAAGAAGACCAAAAAGAGAAUAAAGGGCGCGUUCUUUUGGCCAACGAUGGCUCAAGAUGUCAGGAAACACUGCCAGUCGUGCCAUGCGUGCCAGGUACAGUCGAGGGCAAACGUACUGGAUAGAGUGCCGAUCACACCGCUCUCGCGGCCUGAGCUACCAUUUCAAACAAUUUUCAUAGAUUGUAUCGGGCCGCUUGACCCUCCUUCGGCAAGGGGUCACCGGUACGCGCUUUGCAUAGUCGACUUGUGUACGAGGUGGGCCGAGGUAGUCUGUCUGAGAUCAUUGACGGCGCAAGCAACAUGUGACGCAUUGGUGGGUGUGUUCGCCAGAUUCGGAACGCCACAACUGAUCUGCUCGGAUCAGGGCACAAACUUUGUGGCAAAACUGACGCGACUGCUAACAGAGCGGCUGGGGGUGGAGAUGCGAUUCUCGACUCCAGAUCACCCCCAGAGCGACGGUCUAGUUGAGAGGUGGAAUGGGACUUUGAAGGCUAUGCAGCGUCAUGUAAUUCAGGAUCACAAUCCACUGAAGUAUCUCACCCUCACAUCCCCGAGCAGCGCGCGUCUCACGCGAUGGUCCCUUGCGCUCCAGCGCUACGAGAUAACUAUAUCGCAUAUUAACCAGUGUGGGAUGCGUUGUCUAGGCUUAGAGUUGCGACCUAGAGACGGCGGGCCUUGA